Messenger RNA from Laccaria bicolor S238N-H82, 315 nucleotides. RefSeq lists its product as uncharacterized. The record is from RefSeq and is a predicted model, not a curated record. NCBI's taxonomy places the organism in Eukaryota, Fungi, Basidiomycota, Agaricomycetes, Agaricales, Hydnangiaceae. Bases 1 to 315 code for a protein of 104 amino acids. The transcript has 4 exons.
AUGUGGGUGCAGGAUUUCGUUGAGCAGGAGAGGUUGAGGAUUUUAGGUGAUGAUUCAGAGGAUGAGGAGGAGAUUGCAGUCAUUGAAGAGGCAGAUGUUGAGGAAGAUGAAGCAGAGAAUGAUGAGGGGCGAAUAGUACACAAUGAAAAGGUGGCAAAGACAUUGAGAGAGAAGGCAAUUCAGCAAAUGGAAGCCAAUGGGAUUAUCAUUGACUCAGGAGAAGAAAAAGUAGCUCUUCAGAUUUUUCCAAAGGUUGCUGGCCUUGCUCGCUGUGUUCAUGAUAGUGCUGUUCUGAAAGAGAAGUUUGAGAGUUAA